CGGUAUCGGGCUUUUUCCGGUAUCGGGCUCGAUUGUGUGCAUUAGGCUCCAUUUGCUAGUGCCACUCGGGCGCAGCUCGUUCGUUGACACUCAAACCCUGUUGCCAAUUUAUUCGAUUUAUUAUUUUUUUAAACACAACUUGAUUUCUUCAGCGGCUCUCACGGAAAUAAACACCGUAUUCAGGGAUCGGACCGCGCAGGGCUGCAGUGCAGCAUUUGAAACGACCUUUAUUAAAAUCACGAAGACGGGAAGCGAUUUCCGUGGAUUUAUAAACAUGUUGUAGAUUUUGUUUAGUUGCUAGAUAACUAUCUGACUAUCCACAAGUGUAUACAUGGACUAAUCAACCGUUUCUGAUUUCCUUGCUAAGUAGCACACUAACGUUUCAUUAGGCCAGGUGGUGGUUUAGUUAACCGGCUAUUGGAGAAUAACGUCGAGUUUCUAUUUUUAUAAUCAACGGUGCUGGCUGGCCCCGAAAGAUUUAUAUAUAUAUAUAUAUUUAACGUUAUAUACGUCGGGUCGAGCGUGGGGCUAACUUGGCCUGAAGUUGAAGUCCUCCGGUUUUUUAUUUUUUAACAACCCCCCCCCCCCCCCCCCCCCCCCAUUAACGUUACCUGGUGAGAUUUCCGUUAAACGUUAGUUGUCAUUGAAUGGGGAAAAAAGCUGGCUUUAGACUUUGACACUGAUAAACUUUCACUUAGGAUGUGUGCUUCCUCAUAUGUAGCCACUACUAGCCGACGGUAAUGUGUUGUUUUUUAAACAUUUUAUUAACGCGAACUGUAGCUGUUGUUGUCUAGCUAGACAACUCAUAGCUAAUGCUGGUGGCUAGCCAUCUGCUAGCCGUGUAUUACCGGUAGAAAUAGUAAUACCCAGGGGGUUCAAACGGUUGAACUCUGGACCCCCCCGUUUUUCUGUGUUGACAUGGGAAACAUGUACGACUGAAGGACUCAACUUGUUGAUCACACAGUGUGUGUGUGUGUCUAACACACAGAUAGCUAGUAGACGGUGUUUUUUAUUUAUUUUAUGUUUUUACCACUGCUAGCUAAAUGACCACAAGGUCCUGAAACUAUAUUCGUCUUCCCCCUCGACACUUAUUUUCUACAACAUCCCUGAAAAUGUCGGCCAGGACGCCAUUGUUGGCCGUCAUUGAAAAUUCGUCAGGUGGCCAGGACACCAAGGCGGGGGGCCGUCCCAGCAUGCCGCGAUGUCGGAACUCGGUUGCCACGACGGCGGAAGAGACCCCUCACAUCGGUAACUAUCGGUUGCUGAAGACCAUUGGCAAGGGAAACUUCGCAAAAGUCAAACUGGCACGCCAUGUCCUCACUGGGAAAGAGGUGGCUGUUAAGAUUAUUGAUAAAACACAACUCAACUCUUCCAGUCUGCAGAAGCUCUUCCGAGAAGUGAGAAUCAUGAAGCUGUUGAAUCAUCCUAACAUAGUGAAGUUAUUUGAGGUGAUUGAGACGGAGAAGACAUUGUACCUGGUCAUGGAGUAUGCCAGUGGAGGGGAGGUGUUUGAUUACCUGGUCGCUCAUGGGAGGAUGAAAGAAAAGGAGGCGCGUGCCAAAUUCAGACAGAUCGUGUCAGCGGUCCAGUACUGUCACCAGAAGUGUAUUGUCCACAGAGAUCUGAAGGCUGAGAACCUACUCCUGGACUCUGACAUGAACAUCAAGAUAGCAGACUUUGGCUUCAGUAAUGAGUUUGUAAUGGGCAGUAAGCUGGACACGUUCUGCGGCUCUCCUCCCUACGCCGCCCCAGAGCUGUUCCAGGGGAAGAAGUACGACGGGCCCGAGGUGGACGUCUGGAGCCUGGGGGUCAUCCUGUACACGCUGGUCUCAGGGUCGCUGCCCUUCGACGGUCAGAACCUCAAGGAGUUGAGAGAGCGCGUGUUGAGGGGGAAGUACCGUAUUCCUUUUUACAUGUCUACAGACUGUGAAAACCUACUGAAGAAGUUCCUGAUCCUCAACCCCACCAAGAGAGGCAGCCUGGAGCAGAUAAUGAAGGAUAGGUGGAUGAAUGUGGGUCAUGAAGAGGAGGAGUUGAAACCGUACAUAGAGCCCAUGCCUGACUACAAGGACCCCAAGAGAACAGAGAUCAUGAUUCAGAUGGGGUACUCCAUGGAGGAGGUGCAGGACUCGCUGGUCAACCAGAAAUACAACGAAGUCAUGGCCACGUAUCUACUACUGGACUACACAAACCACGAGCUGGAUGAGGGUAUCAUUAAGCCCCGCCCAGGAAAUGAACUCUCGAAAAGUAGCGCCCCGUCCCCGCCCAGCAAGGUACAGCGCAGCGUAUCGUCCAACCAGAAACCCCGCAGAGCCACUGACCAGGGUUGGGUCUUCUGCCAGGGGCGUGGUCAGGGAGACAACAAGGAGGAUUCUGGGAGGAAAGGAUCUGGCAGCUCGGCCAAAGUUUUGACCAGCCCGCUGGUCUCUGACCGCAAGAAGAGUGCCACACCCUCUACCAAUAGCAUAUUGUCGGGUCGCAGCAGAAACUCUCCUCUCACUGAGAGAGCUUCGCUGGACCAGGGGGUACAGAACGGCAAGGACAGCCUGAACACCCCCGGGUCCCGAGCCUCCACCUCGUCUGCUGCUGCCAUCCUCUCCUCUUCCUCCCGUCCCCGCCAACACAAGUCCCUGUCCACCUCCAACCACCCCUGUCCGCCUCCCGGCCCUGACUUCCACGCACUGCACCACCGGCCCAGCACUCCCCACCAGAGACCACCUGGCGCGUCCCCCUCAGCCCACAAUAUCAGCAGCUCCGCGGUGACGGACCGGACCAACUUCUCCCGGGGGGUGGCCAUCCGCAGCACCUUCCACGCAGGACAGCAGAGAGGUGCCAGAGAUCAGCAGGGUUCUCCGGGGGCGCCAGUCUCCCCCUCCCUCAGCCACGGCAACAGCCAAACCAGAAGACCUGGGGCCACCGGUAUCUUCUCCAAGUUCACCUCCAAAUUCGUACGCAGAAAUCUCUCCUUCAGAUUUCUGAGAAGGAGUCCGUAUGAGGGAGAGGGUCAGGAUGAGGAAAGCAGGUCGAUGCUGAGCAGCACCGUUGACAAAUCAGAGAAGAGCGGCGUCCUAGGCUCCUCCCACAGCGGCAGCGGAGACGAGAACAAGGAUAACUCCUCCCCUGUUUCCGGUACCGCCACCCCGCCACCGAAGGACCCGUCGACCAAACCGCGUUCCCUCCGGUUCACCUGGUCCAUGAAGACCACGUCCUCUUUGGAUCCCGGGGAGAUGAUGAGAGAGAUCCGGAAGGUUCUAGAAUCCAACAGCUGUGAGUACGAGCUGCGGGAGCGCUACAUGCUGCUGUGCAUCUUCGGGAACCCUUCCCGGGACGACUUCGUCCAAUGGGAGAUGGAGGUGUGCAAGCUGCCCCGCCUCUCACUGAACGGCGUGCGCUUCAAAAGGAUCUCCGGGACGUCGAUCGCGUUUAAGAACAUCGCGUCGAAGAUCGCUAACGAGCUCAAACUGUGAGACGGAACGAUGAGCGGUUUUACACAUGUGGAUAGAGAGGAAUGGAGAGAAGAAGAGACUAAAUGAGAAGGAUGUUGUACUGGGGGAAUGGAGAGAAGAAGAGACUAAAUGAGAAGGAUGUUGUACUGGGGGAAUGGAGAGAAGAAGAGACUAAAUGAGAAGGAUGUUGUACUGGGGGAAUGGAGAGAAGAAGAGACUAAAUGAGAAGGAUGUUGUACUGGGGGAAUGGAGAGAAGAAGAGACUGAAUGAGAAGGAUGUUGUACUGGGUAGGUAGGAGGGGUUCAGUGUUUGACAAGUUAAUGGGUGGAGUGAAUGUUCUUCUGCUGGGGGUGGUUCUGUCUAGUUUUUUUUCCUCUGUUGAGGUUUGUGUUUUAGAACCUCACUGGGUUCUCUAGUUGGGGUUCUCGUCUUCUAGAUCCACUGCAUGUUGGUUCUGCCGCUAUCUCUUUUCACCUGGUGGUUGUACACACUGCCUCUCUCUCGCUGCCCCACACACACACACUGUACUGUACUGAGGGGAGGGAGUCUGAACACAUCGUCAUACCUGCUCCGAGGCUCUUCUCCUGUCGGUUCUACUUCAAUGGGUUCUAGACUGGGUUACACUCAAGAGUUCUAAAGAGAACAGAGCGGACCGACUUGAUGCUGGAAAUAAACUAACUCAACGCUGGAACGGUUCUCCUGUUCUCUGACCCAAAUGGACCCCCCCCCCCCCCCCCCCGGAAUCUGAACUGUAGAACACACCACAGGCCUUUGGUGGAAGGAUACACUUUCUGCCCGUUUGAUGUGAGGGGAGAAUGUCAAGACACUGCUCUGUUUUAAGUCUCUCACACACACCAAACUGGACCCUUAAUGACUGAUGUUUUGAAUCCAAACACACCAGGCUCUCCCCCCCCCACGUCCCUCAACACUCACUUUUCAUCAGGGGUGACAUCAUCCCCCUUUCAUCCAGUCACAGGCCAAUAGACUUGAUUCACCAUUGGACGACAACACUGUUUAUUUUCUUCAUUCUGGUUGUUGGUUUUUAAGGUCAAAAGGUUGUACACUGGAAGAAAAAGGGGGGAAUUUCCUUUCUUUAUAGAAGACAAAUGUAGUUCUCGUUGUUGUUCUAUUGUGACAAAGAAACUUGUUAAUGAUCGAUGGGGUUGUAUCACGCUUCUGUACACAGAGAACACACAGCAGCCAUCUUUCUACUCCCAUCUCUCCCCAAGGAGUAGUAUGUUCAGAUAUUCAGCCUUUUAUCAAUCAGUAUUUCAUUUUAAAAUUGAUCUCUGAACAAAUUAAUUUAGAACUUCUUGAUUUGUUUGUGUUUUUAAUCACUUUGGGUUAAAGAACGCCUCACCUGAGCCCCCCCCCCCACUGGGCAUCUUCCUGACUGGGUGAUGAAGACUACGGGGGCAUCUUCCUGACUGGGUGAUGAAGACUCGUUCACUAGGAUGAGUUGGGUUUUGAUAAUGUGAACGUGUUGCCGCUACCUUUCUGUAGGAUCAGGCCAAACGUUGUGUCACUGUGACCGACUUGACUAUUCUUGUUGUCAGCGGUGUUGAUUCUAUUUAGGAGCUCUCUCUGCCAGUGGAAAAGAGUGAGGGGGUUUGCUGAGUAAUCUCUAGCCAAAUGAUGGGGGACGAUGUACCUGAGCAAAACGCCUCAGUUCUUUGUUUAAAAAGUCGUUCUGUUAAAUCAUUGUUUUAAGGUGCCGUCUUUACUCUUGCUGUUAUGACUAUAUUUCAGUGUUGAUUUAUUUUGUUUGACAUUUUAACCAGUAUUUGGUUGGGAGAGACGGGGGAGUUGACUCCAAAUGUAUUUGUUUUUGUGCAAAAGAAAUUAUGGAAAGUAAUAAAAAGUUGGUUGCAUUUAG
Messenger RNA from Oncorhynchus kisutch (coho salmon), 5323 nucleotides. It is a transcript of the gene mark2b, whose product is annotated as MAP/microtubule affinity-regulating kinase 2b. Gene Ontology annotation, cellular component: cytoplasm. The record is from RefSeq and is a predicted model, not a curated record. Gene Ontology annotation, molecular function: tau-protein kinase activity; ATP binding. The transcript is spliced from 21 exons. Lineage: Eukaryota; Metazoa; Chordata; Actinopteri; Salmoniformes; Salmonidae. Bases 1113 to 3467 code for a protein of 784 amino acids. Gene Ontology annotation, biological process: intracellular signal transduction; microtubule cytoskeleton organization; protein phosphorylation.